CAGAUCGAUCGAAGGAAUCAAGUUGGCUUUCCGCGAACGACCGAAAGAACAUGUUGAAACUUGAGAUUCAGCAGAGUAAAGAGCGCAAGAUUCGAAGUGGUCGCUGGCGCUUUUGACGCGGCUUUCAGACGUCACCGUUUGGUUGUGCCGGGUCUCGAAUAUCUCAGUGAAUUCCUUUCUAGUAUGCAGUAGCAUCCGCCGAUUAUUCGCUGUUGACAGCCCGGAUGAAUUCGACAUGCGAGGGAAGCCGUUUCUCUAAAGUUAAUUCUUGGUACUGCCCGCUCUAUCGUUCAAGUCGAUUCAUCGAAACCUGAUCACCGAUAUCGUCACUGAUGAGGCGAUGACACGUCCACACGUGUACACAACAUGUCUGCGCGGUGCGAUUAGCAUUGUUUCCCCUCACCCUCUCGGAGGACUCGGAUGAUCGCUGUCUUUUGUCAUCUUUUGUGAGAAUAGGAAUAUUUUGGAAUUAUUCGGUCAGAAGAAACAUUUGAUUUGUGCAAUCAUGUUGAAGGCUGUUAUUUUAAUCGGAGGACCUUUAAAAGGAACUAGAUUUAGACCUCUAUCCUUGGACAUCCCAAAACCACUGUUUCCAGUGGCUGGAUUACCCAUGAUACAGCAUCACAUUGAAGCUUGUAUCAAAGUACCUGGUCUCAAUGAAGUGCUGAUAAUCGGGGCUUAUCCUAAGAACGAUCUGGCUCAGUUUAUACAGGAGAUGUCGAGUACUUAUGGCAUAGUCAUUCGAUAUCUACAGGAAUUCACACCCCUUGGAACAGCAGGUGGCAUGUAUCACUUUCGCGAUCAGAUUCGGUCGGGCAGCCCUACAUACUUUUUUGUUAUGAAUGGCGACGUCUGUGCCGACUUUCCUCUGCAAGAGAUGGUGGAGUUUCACAGCAGCAAACAAGCACUGCUUACAAUCAUGGCAACAGAGGCAACUCGACAGCAAUCGUUAAACUAUGGAUGUAUGGUUUUGGGGAAGGAAGGAACGGUAGCGCAUUACGUGGAGAAACCUUCAACGUUUGUGUCAACUCUUAUCAACUGCGGAAUAUAUCUCGCAUCCCUAGAAAUUUUUCAAACGAUGGCAGAUGUCUUUCAUGCUAACCAGCAACAAGAUCAUAUAAUGCAAUUGUGUUGCAAUGGUAGAGAUCCAGCGCAUAUUGCAUUUGAGCAAGACAUACUGACGCGUCUAGCAGGAUCUGGCCGAUUGUUCGCCCUGCCUAUGUUCAGAUGGUGGUCACAAGUGAAAACUGCAGGUUCCGCGAUAUACGCCAAUCGACAUUACUUGGCACUCUACAAGCAGAAGCAGCUGGACCGUCUUGCUUCUACGAAUAAGAAUUAUUGUCACAUUAUAGGAGAUGUGUACAUUCAUCCAUCAGCUUCUGUACAUCCGACUUCUGUGCUCGGUCCAAAUGUGAGUAUAGGACCAAAUACGAUGAUAGAGCCUGGCGUGAGAAUCAGAGAAGCGAUCGUAUUGGGCAAAGCACACAUUCAGGCCCAUUCCCUUAUUCUACACAGUAUCAUAGGGACAGGCACCAGCGUGGGUGAAUGGUCACGUGUUGAGGGGACUCCAUGCGAUCCCAAUCCUAAUAAACCAUUUGCAAAAAUGGAGAACUUGCCGCUGUUUAAUGUCAACGGCAAACUGAACCCUUCCAUCACGAUACUCGGUACCAGCGUGAGUUUGGCUGCGGAAAAAAUUCUACUAAACUCGAUCGUUCUACCGCAUAAGGAACUUACAAGAAAUUACAAGAAUGAAAUUAUUCUUUAAUUGUUUAAUUGUUGCCAGAAUUAAAACACCGCUAAUGAUUCAGAUUUUAAUGAAAGAGUCGCACAAAUGAAAAACGCUAAAUACAUCUAUAUAUUUUUUUCAGAGAUUUUCUGUCAAAUUGUGAUUAAAAAUUUUUUAUAAUUUU
Cyphomyrmex costatus is the source of this 1910-nucleotide messenger RNA. RefSeq names its product GDP-mannose pyrophosphorylase A (gene Gmppa). Lineage: Eukaryota; Metazoa; Arthropoda; Insecta; Hymenoptera; Formicidae. The record is from RefSeq and is a predicted model, not a curated record. The coding region runs from base 506 to 1765 and encodes 419 amino acids. Gene Ontology annotation, biological process: biosynthetic process. The transcript has 5 exons.